CGGUCCCCCUGGUUGAAUUCUACUAAAACGUUAUGGACAUGGAAUGAGCGAGGGGCAUCUACUGGAUGAACUGGCAGGUCCAACCUUGGCGGAGGAUGCAAAUGUGGCAGCAACGUUGACUUUACAUCCCCCCGUCGAAGGAGGAGAAACUGUGGCAUCGACGCCACCCAUGUUCGUUCCCGUACAGCUGGUCGAGCCAUCCAAUGGAGCCAAACCGGCAAAUACAAACGAUCAUGACAACAACUCGAAAAUCGACACCUCUACUCCACCAACCCCUAAGUUCGUGCCCGUUGAAUUGCUCCAAGUGCCCAAGCCAACGCCUCUACAAUUCGUUCCAAUUGAUUUGACGAUCGAGUCUACUACAGUGGUGACGGGAGACGUCGAGGUACUGCCUGCCCCAGGCAGAGCUACUGGCGACGUGCUGGAGAUGGAUCUACCCAUGAAAAGCACAACUUUCAGAGCAACUCCGCAUGAUAAAGCCAUGUUAGUGGAUGACGUAUUGCCAAGUACAAUGGACCAUGCUAUGAUCGAUGACGCGUUCAUUUCAAGGAAACCGUCGGAGGAAUCGCUGGAAGGAACGUCACUGGCACCAAUCGACGCCCUACCAAGCACCACGCAACAACAAGGGAGCGGCUUCCCCUCGCAACCAAGUCCUCAGCCAACCCCAGUUUCAUCGACUAAAGUGUCAAGCGACGAAAAAGAGGGGGGGAAUAAUGAAGUUGCCCCCCCCAGCCUCCUCAACGACUUCAACAACGCAAUUCAAACCACGCCCAUGUUUAUCCCUGUGGAUUUGCUUGACAUGCCCAAGGCCACACCUCUGCAGUUCGUGCCCGUCGACGUGACAGCUGAAUCGUUGGCCAAGCUUGAGCAUGGAAGUCCACUAGACCGAGCAUCUGGUAGAUUGUCCGAUCAUUGUACGCCGCAGACCACAGAAACGUCUCGAGCAACUCGACACCAGACAGCCAUUUCCGCGGACGAGACGCUUCCACGUACAAUGGAAGGCCGCGGUGGUAUUCAUGAUGACGAUGACGAUGCUGACAGUAUAGCGGACGACGACGUUGAGAUCGCCGCAAUUCUGAAAGAGGCGGCCAGCAUCACCGACUUGGCCAUCCAACAAGGGCGACUAGAGGCAUUUCGAGGAGGAUUUGCUUCGUCUAGUUUGCGACAACGUACAGACAACACGUCGUUGCUACCGGCAUCCGUCCUUGUUGUAGAGCAACCACCGCAACAACCCAUGUUUGUGCCAGUCGAUCUUCACACCCCUAAAAGUACAACAGAAACCCCCUUGCUUUAUCCGUCCUCAACACAACAACAACUGCUUCGGGUGGACACGAAUCAAAGACGAACGCAUUCCCAGGACCUCGCUGCCGCACCGUCGUCUCAUGCGACCACACCAACCUACAGCGACGAGUCCGGCACCGAGUCCACCCCUUCAACGCCGACGGCCGGAACGCAGGGGGGGAGGACGAGGCAGCGGACCCCCCGCGCCGCCGCGGGAAGACCCACGUCAGACAACAUCCAAACGAUUUCCACGGUCAAGCGAAUCGCCAAACACAACAGCAAGGUCGCCCAUAUCGUUGCGCAUAUCCAAAAGAAAGCUGCGGUUGUUCAGUCGCCACCCACUACAACGGCACCCUUGAUGAUAGCCAAACCCGAACGAGCUACGCCACCACCAGUGGCGGGGAAUUCGUCCAAGUCGACACCAACUAACUCGCAUGCUUCGAACCGAAAGGCGGUCAGCGCAACUCAAUUUGCCAAGCUGAGUGAUACCAAACAUUGCCGCUUUUACCCACAAAAGUCCAAGGCCAGCGUCGCGGCGAUGCGCAAUCCAGCGUGUGGUUAUGACUUUGUCCAUCGAGGGCAAGCUGACGACGACGACGAUAACGAAGGGCAUGGGUCGUCGGGGAGGGAUUUUCUGAAUCGUAUGGAAGUAGCCGAGCAGAACCGACGCAAGAAGCUGGACACGACGAGGGGCGAAGAAGCGUACAUGUUGCGCCAGGUUGGUCGCGUUGAAUCGAUCGUUCGUUCGUCCGAUCGUGUGUUCGAAACCGUGGUGCGUGCGUAGAACAAAAAAGAGUGUCCCAAGUGUGGCAUGGUGCAGUCUUACGCCGAGUACCGGGACAAGAAGAAGCGAUGCACGUUUUGCGGCGUGUUGUUUGCUUUGCCCAAGGCGUGGGGGGACGUGGGCACGUCGUUCCUACGGCGGAUGGAGGAUGAGUUGCAGCAACGGGAAAUCCACCGCAUGGCGUUGCUGAAGAUCGUCGUCGCGCACGAAACGUCUCGGGAUGUCGUACCAAAGUCCAAUAUCCGACGCUGCCUCGCCAAGCAACAGCAACUACCCAAGCAACCAGACGUCGAAGUGUUCAACCACGUCAUGGCUGCCACCGUGGGCGAGGAUGCCUUUGACCCGCCAGCAUUCGACUGGUCCGCAACGUAGCUAGCUACUACUACCCGGUAGUUAUUGAACUUUGCCGCCUUGAGUGUGGACACGAGUAUAUCCCCCAGUGCAACACAGCACGCGACCAACGCACAACCCCCAUACACACGACUGAAUCCCCACCUCAAAGCACACUACAGUAAUCAUUGUACUACUAUGUAGUACGUAGUACUAGUAAGUACUACUAUAGAAGUCCACGUGUUUGCAGUUAUAAUGGACAUAUGUGAUCGUUCG
This is a messenger RNA of Aphanomyces astaci, 2671 nucleotides long. RefSeq lists its product as hypothetical. The record is from RefSeq and is a predicted model, not a curated record. The coding region runs from base 44 to 2065 and encodes 673 amino acids. The transcript is spliced from 3 exons. Lineage: Eukaryota; Oomycota; Saprolegniomycetes; Saprolegniales; Verrucalvaceae.